This is a messenger RNA of Anolis carolinensis (green anole), 2799 nucleotides long. It is a transcript of the gene fgf9, whose product is annotated as fibroblast growth factor 9. The transcript has 3 exons. Gene Ontology annotation, molecular function: fibroblast growth factor receptor binding; growth factor activity. Lineage: Eukaryota; Metazoa; Chordata; Lepidosauria; Squamata; Anolidae. Gene Ontology annotation, cellular component: cytoplasm. The record is from RefSeq and is a predicted model, not a curated record. Gene Ontology annotation, biological process: animal organ morphogenesis; cell differentiation; fibroblast growth factor receptor signaling pathway. Bases 1138 to 1770 code for a protein of 210 amino acids.
CUUUCGGCCUCCCUCCUUCUCCCUCUCUCUCUCUCCCGCCCGCAAGCUGGACUACCUUAAACCCAACCCAAUGCCUCUUCCUGCGCCACUUUCCCCUGCGAGCUUGGAUGGAAGAGACACAGCCGAGGGGGAGAAGAAAGGGAGCGGGCGAGAGAGCGAGCUGGGCAGGCGAGCGAGCGAGCGGGCGCUCCAGCAGCAGCAAAGGCAGAGGCAGCUCGGGGAGCGGAGAGCUUGCCUACACCUGUUCCGCCGCACCGAAGGCUUUGCCGGCUGCCUCGCUUGCUUGCCUUCCUUCGCGUGGAGGAGCAGCAGGAGGAGGAGGAUCCUUGCCACCCUCCUGCCUCCUUAGAGGAUUCUGCAUCAUAGCGGUGGACGUCAAAAGUUUAUUUUUUAAUUAAGCAGUAAAGAAACAAGCCUUUCUGGGAAGGGAAAAGGCCAGUGUGCGGAGCCCUCCCGCCUCCUCCUCCUCCUCCUGGCGGGGUUCAUUCUGGGGGAUCUCGGGCGUCCUUCUGCCUUCUCGGGCGUCCCCGGUGCCUCGGAGGCGCCGAAGUUGCGAUGCCGGCUCUGCUCCGGAGCCCCAUGGAGCAAGUCCGGAGCCUGCUCCUCCUCAUGACGGCCGGAUGGGCGGAAGAGCUGAGCGCUUGCUAGAAGGGCCAGCCCGCGGGAGCCGGAUCUCUCUCUCGGUCUCCAUCUCUCUCUCCGCUCGGGCUUGGAGGGGAGGAUGAGCCUGUGCGCGGCCCCCGCGGCGGCAGAGGAGGGGGCUUCCUAAGAAGGCGCCGCUUUGACCUUGAGCCCCAGACCCGUCGCUUCGGAGGCUCCGGAGGAGAGGACACCGCCUUUGCCUGCCUCUCUCUCUCGCCUUGAGCCUUAUUGAUGGAUUAAAGGAAGAACCUUUGGGCUUGGAAGUGGGAGGGGAGAGAGAGUGGCGGCGCAACCUGCUCCUUCCUCCUCCUUCUCCUCCUCCUCCUCCUCCUCCUCCUCCUUUCCUUGCUUUCCAGGCAACGGGGAGAACCCUCGAGUCCUGGGUACAAACGUGACGGUUUUGCUGCAAGCGAGGGACCUCCCCCCUCCCUCCCUCCUUCCUCCCCUCUUCCUUCCUUCCUCCCUCCCCCUCCUCCUCCUCCUUCCUUCCUCCCGAUGGCUCCCUUAGGAGAAGUUGGCAACUAUUUCGGGGUCCCGGAUGCGGCGGCGGCGGGGGCGCCCUUCGGGAACGUGCCGGUCCUGCCGGCGGACAGCCCGGUCCUGCUCAGCGACCACUUGGGCCAGGCCGAGGGGCUGCCGCGGGGCCCGGCCGUCACGGACCUGGACCACUUAAAGGGCAUCCUGAGGCGCAGGCAGCUCUACUGCAGGACUGGCUUUCACUUGGAGAUUUUCCCCAACGGCACCAUCCAAGGCACCAGGCAAGACCACAGCCGAUUCGGUAUCCUGGAAUUUAUCAGUAUAGCAGUGGGCCUGGUCAGCAUUCGAGGGGUAGACAGUGGACUUUAUCUUGGAAUGAAUGAGAAAGGGGAACUUUAUGGCUCGGAAAAAUUAACCCAGGAGUGUGUGUUCAGAGAACAGUUUGAAGAGAACUGGUAUAACACAUAUUCAUCGAACCUAUAUAAGCACGUGGACACUGGAAGACGAUAUUACGUUGCAUUAAACAAAGAUGGGACUCCAAGAGAAGGGACUAGGACUAAGCGGCAUCACAAAUUCACGCAUUUUUUACCUAGACCAGUGGACCCAGAGAAAGUCCCUGAACUAUAUAAGGAUAUUUUAAGCCAAAGUUGACAAAGACAUUUCCUUCCCUUGAGCCCUUAAAAAAAGUAACCACUAUAAAGGUUUCAUGCGGUGGGUUCUUAAUUGAUUAGCUGUGUCAUCACAUCAGCUCCACUGUUGCCAAACUUUGUCGCAUGCAUAAUAUAUGAUGGAGGCUUGGAUGGAACAUGCUGAUUUUGUUCUGCACUUAAAGGGUUUGUCUUCCUGGAGGAGAGCCUUCGCCCAUCGCUUGAUUUAUUAAGAGAGGAAGGAAGGAAGCGUGAGAAUGUGUGAGAGUGAAAGAGAAAGAGGAUGAACGAAGCAAGCGGGAGCGAGAAGGAAGGGGGGAAAAGGCCUGAUGCAUGCUGGGAAACAGACACGCUUUUAAAUUUUUUGAUCUGUUGUACUUCAUUCUAUAUCAGCAUAGCUGCCAUACUUUGACUCAUCAGGAAUUUUGGCUGGUGGCCUGCGCAAGUGUACGCUGCAUAUUAAAAAAAGGCAUGGAAGGUUCCGUCUUACUUAAACAAAAGGAUACAAAAGCAAAAGAGACUUAUUUUCCGUUUGAUUGCUCAAGUGGGAGUCACCCCUUGUUGAGUUUCGAGCAAACACCUCUUAGGUAAAACAGGAGAAGAUGGGGGAAAAAAUAAAAAUAAAUAAAAAAGCUAAAAUUUAUUUAUAGAAAUUCCAAAGGCAACAUUUUAUUUAUUUUAUAUAUUUAUUUAUUAUAUAGAGUUUAUUUUUAAUGAAAUAUGUACAGGCCAGAUAGGCAGUUUGGAAGCUUUAGGCUCUGUAAAGCAUUUCGACAGCGAAAGCCGCUAUGAACCUGUGAUAAAAAUUCAUGCAAGUCAAACGUCAAGGUGCAUGGAGGCAAAGAAAUCUAGGGAUCCUAAUGUACUAAAGGUGACAAUCUCUUUUGUGCCCAUAUUAUUGUAAAAGUAUGCACACCACUCAUGUCACUGGGUGCUCACUCUUCUGACUGCUUGUUUCAUAGCUUAAACUUCCCCUCUUCUUCCCCUUCCUUCCUUGAGGAUUAAAGAUAAAAUUGGGUCUUCAAAACUUUAA